AAAAGACACAGCCCCGAUACGAACGAACCCGUCCGGCCUCUUCCUCCGGUCCGGCGGUACGAGUAAACCCUACGCUCGUCUUCCUCCGUUCGCCGACACCACCUCACGUCGCCAUGGCCGGCGACGGCGACCACCCGGGCGCCAACAAGCGGGAGCGCGAGGCGGUGGGGAGGCCCGAGGCGCCGUCCAAGGGGGGAGGCGAUGCCGUCAAGCGGAAGAAGCCCUACGACGCCCCCGGGGCGCGCGGCGGCGGCUCCAAGGAGAAGCCGCAGCCUGUCACCGCCAUGGAAAAGCGGGUGGCAGCCGAGAAAUGUCCUUAACUCUCUGUGGCAGGAAAUUUUCCUGCCCGAGUCGAGGAAGCCCGAUUACAAGCUCGUGAAGGAAAUCACAGUACUAUGUCAAAAGGUGAGAUGCUGUAAUCUGAGCGGGAAGGAGAGAUCCAAGCUACUUACCGAGGCUCUCCGUAAAAUGGAUGGGAAAUAUUUGGAAAUUGCUGGAUCCCCUGUAGCCGCAUCUGUUCUUAAAUUAUGUGUGCAGUGGUGCUCACAGUCAGAGAUGGAUCCUGUUUUUGUUGCCCUGCAGCCACAUUUGCUCGAUCUUUCUCGCAAUAAAGACACUGGUUUCCUUGUGAAUUAUAUCAUAAAAGGGGCCAGUAAAGAACAGUUUGCCUUGUUCAUCUCUUCCCUUCAUGGUCAUGUCGCUUCUCUACUUCAUCACACAAUAGGAGCGUCAGUUGUUGACCGUGCCUUUCAUCAGGCGACGCGGCCCCAGAAAAGAAGUUUGUUGUUGGAAUUGUGCUCCACUGAGCUUCAGCUGUCCAAGGACCUGGCUCAAGAAAAACAAUGCAGGCUCAGUGUGUUAAAUAUAAUUUCCAAGCAUGGACUACAGAAAUCAUCUGUCCUGCAGCAUAUGACUACUAUUAUCCAGCCAGUACUGGAAAAGGGUAUUGUUGAGUAUUCCAUAGUACACAUGGUCAUAUCGGAGUACUUAACAAUUGCGGAUAAGACAUCAGCUUUGGAUGUGAUUCGUCAGUUAAUCCCCCAUCUUAUCCAAGGGUCAUCUGUCCUAGAUGAAGAUGUGAUUGGUCAAUUAAUCCCCCAUCUUACACCAACGAAAUCAAAAGCGCAGAAGAAAAGAUCAAAAGCGAAGAAGAAAAGAUCUUCAGAACUACUUCUCAUUCGGAUCAUGCAGACGAAGGAAGGAUUAAAAUUAGGGCUUGCUUGCCUCAAGCAUGGCCUUGAGAAGGAUAGGAAGAGGAUUAUCAAAAGCUUGAAGGGGCAUAUUAGGAAGCUUGCUCUCAAUGAUUAUGGAUGCCUUUUCGUUAUUUGUCGUCUCUCCAUUGUUGAUAACACAGAACUUAUUACUGAGGUUGUAGUUGAUGAGCUGACAAAGCACUUAAAGGAACUCAUAUUUGACAAGAACGGGAGACGCCCAUUGCUGCAGCUAUUUCACCCACUUUGCUCACGUUAUCUGACUCCGCGUGAAUUGUUUUAUCUGAAUUACAACGUGCCUUCCCCUGUUUCAAAGGUUAACUUGGAUGGUGAGUCGGAUGAUGUAGCUGACAAAGAACAUGGGGGUUCAGAAGACACAUUGGUUGUGUCUGAUAGCAACCCGAUUAAACGGCGGCAAGUACUGUUGGUGAAAAGCGAGCUUUAUGAGGUUCUCGUUGAGACUUGCAUUGAAAAUGUUGGAGAGUUACUUCGAGCAAACUUUGGCAAAGAUGUACUAUAUGAGGUGGAAAAAAAUAACUUCUUGGAGGGGGUCACUGACAGGAUCCACGUACUUCACAAUGCUAUAGCUUGUGACGCAGCGCGCCCGAGGACAGAUGAUGUUGAUGAGCACGCCUUUGAUAACUACCACUCCAGCCGCAUAAUCAGAAGAAUGGUACUUGAUUGUCCUGCAUUUGCUGCUACCCUCUGGAAAAAAGCCCUCGAAGGGAAAUGCAAGUUAUAUGCAGAUGGAUUCAGCUCUAUUAUGGUGGCUGCCUAUCUGGAAUCUCCAGAUUCCAGGGUGAAGGAUCUUGCGAAAGCUGAGUUGCAACCGCUCAUUGACGGUGGCAUACUGAAGCCCCAGGAACAUAAAGCAGAGGAGGAGAAGUCUGCCAUGGAGUGUAGUUCUGACGAUUCAUCAGAGCUAAGUGAUACAGAUAUUGCCGACUAUGCUAAAAAAGCAUACACGGAUUUGAAGUCUGGCAAGCUUGUGGCGAGGUUUGGCACUGACAGGUUUAGAUGCCCAUUCUGCCCCGGGAAGAAGCAGGAAUACCGUUACAGUGAUCUGCUUAAUCAUGCCAUUGGCCUGAGUGCAUCCAACCAUGCUGCAAAGGUGAAGGCAAACCACCAGGCCCUGGCUAAUCAUCUCAAGACGGACCAUGCUGAUGCAGCAACCUCAUCCUCAAUGCCUGUACGACACAAACUGAGGCACUGAUUAAUCCUCCUAGGCCCAGGCCUGUGCAAGAUCUACCUGCAAACUAAGCAGAUUUCGCCAUGGACAAAUCGUCAAGCUCUGGUGUUGCACUUUUUUUUCUUUCCCUUUGGGCAUUGGUGCAUACAUGAAUGGCGAUACUGCGAUUAGCCUUGCUUUUUCUCUAUAUCAUCAUUGCGUUUAUUACAGCGAGCAUGGGCCCGGAUGCAACAGGGACACAUUCAUGGCCUCCAUGCUGGCCAGCGGCUCUGGUAACAACGAUCUAUAGGACCGGCAACGGCCCCUUUGCGGUUGACUGUAGGGAUACAAACACAAGGAGCAGAUCCAGCAAUCAACACAUAGGAGGUGUUUACUUCGAUGAGUGGUAACGUAAACGUAAAGGGGAACUGAUUACACACUGUAACAGCACUGGAAUGGACAAACCUCGUUCUGUUUGGUUUUGCAGUGUAAAGGAAAAAUCAAGAACAGAUCAGAUCGAGAUCUGCAGGAGGAGCUUGAUGGAGGAGGAAGAGAUUGAUCCAGAGAUGGGCCUUGUUGCUCCUCGUCGGCGGCUUCGGCGGUACAUCCUCAUCGGCGGCUGGCUGGCGUGGUCGUUCCCGGCGACUGGAUCAGGAGGAGAGGACGGAGGGGAGGCAGCGGCGCUGGACUCGAAGCGGGUCGAUCGAGAGGCGGCGGCGGCGCUGGACUUGAAGGGAGGCGGUGGCGGCAGCGGUGCACGUAGAUCGAGGGGGGAGAAAGGAGUCGUGGGGGAGGAGGGCUGGGGGGUGAGGAGCGCUCGAGGGUGGGAAGGAAUCCUUUACCGAUGGGGGUUGGGGGGUAUCGACCGAUCACUGUCCCGGACCUGAUUACAGAGGGACCUGAUUACACAAGGUUGCCACCAAACGCACGUAACGUUAUCCGUUUACAAUGUAAAGAGGUGACGGAUGAAAAUUGCUGAAACAAACACCUCCAUAGAGUUUACUCCUGCUUUGGUGAAUUAAUUGAUGUAUGAGCUCAAGUUAUAAGGAGCGCAACUUGCCGGCAAGGUGCGCGGGAAGUACAGCUACUACACAUAGUUGAGUAAAGUGUCGACCUUUGUAAA
This is a messenger RNA of Aegilops tauschii subsp. strangulata, 3502 nucleotides long. Its product is annotated as pumilio homolog 24. Gene Ontology annotation, molecular function: mRNA binding. NCBI's taxonomy places the organism in Eukaryota, Viridiplantae, Streptophyta, Magnoliopsida, Poales, Poaceae. Gene Ontology annotation, biological process: regulation of translation; regulatory ncRNA-mediated gene silencing. Gene Ontology annotation, cellular component: nucleolus. The record is from RefSeq and is a predicted model, not a curated record.